AUGACUGCCGUCCAAUUUGCUAACCACGAUAUUCACUUUGCCAACGGCAUUGAUGAAGUUGACGCUGACGGAGUGUUGGUCAUCAACAAGCUCAACAGAGACCAAGCCAAACACCCAGACUACCUUCCCACCUGGGACCCAUCUCAAAAGUACCCACCCUUGAAAUUUUUCAAGCACACUGACCCAGGAACCAGAGCAGACCCUUCUUUGCCAAACCUUUUCCCUAAGGGGCUUGAAAAGAACGACAGCUACACUGUGAAGAGAGUCACCCCCAAAUUCGGGUCUCAAAUCGAGGGUGUGCAAUUGUCAUCUCUUGACGACAAGGGCAAGGACGAACUUGCCUUGUUUGUUGCUCAAAGAGGUGUUGUGAUCUUCAGAGACCAGGACUUCACUGACCAAGGCCCUGAAUUCAUCAAGAAGUACGGUGAGCAUUUCGGUCGUCUUCACAUCCACCCAACUUCCGGUGCUCCAAGAGGCUACCCUGAGCUCCACAUCACCUACAGAAGAGCCGACGAAGGUGAGUUCGAAAGAAGAUUCUCGGAAAGAACCAACAAUGUGGGAUGGCACUCCGACGUCUCCUACGAGCUCCAAGGCCCAGGAACCACCUUUUUCUCUGUCCUUGACGGCCCAGACUCUGGUGGUGACACUCUCUUUGCUGACACCACUGAAGCGUACAAGAGAUUGUCCCCAGCUUUACAACAGAGAUUGGCAGGUCUUCAUGUCUUGCACACUUCAGCUGACCAGGCCUCCAAUUCCAGAAGAGAAGGUGGAAUUGAAAGAAGAAAGCCAGUCUCCAAUAUCCACCCAUUGAUCAGAGUUCACCCAGCAACUGGCGAGAAGAGUAUCUACUUGAACAGACCAUUCUCAAGAAGAAUCGUUGAAUUGAAGGAAGAAGAAUCUGCUUAUUUGCUUAACUUCUUGUACACUCACAUCGAGCAAUCACAAGAUUUGCAAUUGAGAGCCAACUGGGAACCAAAGUCAGUGGUUAUCUGGGAUAACAGACGUUCGGUUCACACUGCUAUUGUUGACUGGGACACCCCUGUUUCUAGACACGCAGUCAGAAUUACUCCACAGGCCGAAAGACCAGUCGAAAACUUGGAGGACUUGAACAAGGAAGAAUACGACGUCGGAGACGUUGCUGACGCAUUGAAGCGUGCAUUAUUUAACUAA
This is a messenger RNA of Suhomyces tanzawaensis NRRL Y-17324, 1170 nucleotides long. RefSeq names its product TauD/TfdA dioxygenase family protein. Gene Ontology annotation, biological process: sulfur compound catabolic process. Gene Ontology annotation, molecular function: sulfonate dioxygenase activity. The record is from RefSeq and is a predicted model, not a curated record. The transcript has a single exon. Gene Ontology annotation, cellular component: cytoplasm. Lineage: Eukaryota; Fungi; Ascomycota; Pichiomycetes; Serinales; Debaryomycetaceae. The coding region runs from base 1 to 1170 and encodes 389 amino acids.